Molecule: messenger RNA, 771 nt
Organism: Saimiri boliviensis boliviensis (Bolivian squirrel monkey)
Lineage: Eukaryota; Metazoa; Chordata; Mammalia; Primates; Cebidae
Source: RefSeq, a predicted model, not a curated record
AUGGCCCCCAAACGCCAGUCUCCACUCCCACCUCAAAAGAAGAAACCAAGACCACCUCCUGCUCAGGGACUGGAGGAGACAUCGGCCUCUGCAGGCUUGCCGAAGAAGGGAGAAAAAGAACAGCAAGAAGCAAUUGAACAUAUUGAUGAAGUACAAAAUGAAAUAGACAGACUUAAUGAACAAGCCAGUGAGGAGAUUUUGAAAGUAGAACAGAAAUUCAACAAACUCCGCCAACCAUUUCUUCAAAAGAGGUCAGAAUUGAUCGCCAAAAUCCCAAAUUUUUGGGUAACAACAUUUGUCAACCAUCCACGAGUGUCUGCACUGCGUGGGGAGAAGGACAAAGAGGCACUGCAUUAUUUGACCAGAGUUAAAGUGACAGAAUUUGAAGAUAUUAAAUCAGGUUACAGAAUAGAUUUUUAUUUUGAUGAAAAUCCUUACUUUGAAAAUAAAGUUCUCUCCAAAGAAUUUCAUCUGAAUGAGAGUGGUGAUACAUCUUCAAAGUCCACUGAAAUCAAAUGGAAAUCUGGAAAGGAUUUGACGAAAUGUUCAAGUCAAACACAGAAUAAAGCCAGCAGGAAGAGGCAGCAUGAGGAACCAGAGAGCUCCUUUACCUGGUUUGCUGACCAUUCUGAUGCAGGUGCUGAUGAAUUAGGAGAGGUCGUCAAAGAUGAUAUUUGGCAAAACCCAUUACAAUACUACUUGGUUCCUGAUAUGGAUGAUGAAGAAGGAGGAGGAGAAGAAGAUGAUAAUGAUGAAGAAGAGGAGGAAUGA